AUGCUAGGUAAAGGACUGUUCCCUGGUGUGGCAGUGGUUACUGGUGCUGGUGGCACGGGCAUUGGCGCUGCCGUGGCGCGUGCGUUCGCGGUAUUUGGAUGCGAAAGAAUUGCCAUCACGGACUUGAAUGAGGAGACUCUUGACCAUACCAGAAAGUCCAUCUCAAAAUCACAUCCCCAAGCCGAGGUUCUCGUUUAUCCAGGCAAUGUGGCGGACGAUCAAUUUGCAGAAUCAUUCAUCUCCAAGGUAGCAAAAACCUUUAGCCGUGUUGACUAUGCUGUGAACUGUGCCGGCGUGCUGGGCAAACCAAUGCGGUCUGGGGAGACCAGCAUCGCUGAAUUUGACCGCGUGAACAAUAUCAACUAUCGUGGGUGUUGGUUGUCAUCCAGAGCCCAGCUGAAGCAGAUGACUCAACAAAGCCCAUUGCCUAGCCACGACCCUAGCCGCCCUGCACAACGGGGAGCAAUCGUGAAUAUUGCAAGCCAGCUUGGUAUUGUUAGUCGCCCAAAUGCUCCGGGAUAUUGUGCCUCAAAAUCGGCUAUUAUCGGUCUAACUCGAGCGGACGCAAUUGAUUACUCCCAAGAUCUGAUCCGAGUCAACUGUGUCUGCCCGGGUGUCAUUGAGACACCACUGAUCAUGGAAAAGCCAGAGAUUCGAGAAGCUAUCACUCCUGCAGCCCAGAUCGCUCCGAUGAAGCGAAUGGGCAAGCCGUUGGAGGUGGCAGAUGCAGCUUUGUUCCUCUGCUCGACGCAAGCAUCAUUUAUCCAAGGACAUGCUCUGGUGGUAGAUGGAGGAUACGUUACGUUAUAG
Molecule: messenger RNA, 810 nt
Organism: Penicillium chermesinum
Lineage: Eukaryota; Fungi; Ascomycota; Eurotiomycetes; Eurotiales; Aspergillaceae
Product: SDR family NAD(P)-dependent oxidoreductase
Exons: 3
Coding region: 1-810 (269 amino acids)
Source: RefSeq, a predicted model, not a curated record